UAGCCUGUCUCCCCGAUGGGAUUCCCGUCCAAGCUGUCUCGAGCCUGCAGCGCCCCAGUCCCCGGCCCUCGCCCAGGUUCACUGCAACCGUUCAGAGGUCCCCAGGAGCUGCUGCUGGCGAGCCCGCUACUGCAGGGACCUAUGGAGCCAUUCCGUAGUGCCAUCCCGAGCAACGCACUGCUGCAGCUUCCCUGAGCCUUUCCAGCAAGUUUGUUCAAGAUUGGCUGUCAAGAAUCAUGGACUGUUAUUAUAUGCCUUGUUUUCUGUCAUCCUGCUAGGAGGCGCGAGCCAUGCUAGUUUGAUACCUGAGACGGGGAAGAAAAAAGUCGCCGAGAUUCAGGGCCACGCGGGAGGACGCCGCUCAGGGCAGAGCCAUGAGCUCCUGCGGGACUUCGAGGCGACACUUCUGCAGAUGUUUGGGCUGCGCCGCCGCCCGCAGCCUAGCAAGAGUGCAGUCAUUCCGGAUUACAUGCGGGAUCUUUACCGGCUUCAGUCUGGGGAGGAGGAGGAAGAGCAGAUCCACAGCACUGGUCUGGAGUAUCCUGAGCGCCCGGCCAGCCGGGCCAACACCGUGAGGAGCUUCCACCACGAAGAACAUCUGGAGAACAUCCCAGGGACCAGUGAAAACUCUGCUUUUCGUUUCCUCUUUAACCUCAGCAGCAUCCCUGAGAACGAGGUGAUCUCCUCUGCAGAGCUUCGGCUCUUCCGGGAGCAGGUGGACCAGGGCCCUGAUUGGGAACAGGGCUUCCACCGUAUAAACAUUUAUGAGGUUAUGAAGCCCCCAGCAGAAGUGGUGCCUGGGCACCUCAUCACACGACUACUGGACACGAGACUGGUCCACCACAAUGUGACACGGUGGGAAACUUUUGAUGUGAGCCCUGCGGUCCUUCGCUGGACCAGGGAGAAGCAGCCAAACUAUGGGCUAGCCAUUGAGGUGACUCACCUCCAUCAGACUCGGACCCACCAGGGCCAGCAUGUCAGGAUUAGCCGAUCGUUACCUCAAGGGAGUGGGAAUUGGGCCCAGCUCCGGCCCCUCCUGGUCACCUUUGGCCAUGAUGGCCGGGGCCAUGCCUUGACCCGACGCCGGAGGGCCAAGCGUAGCCCUAAGCAUCACCCACAGCGGGCCCGGAAGAAGAAUAAGAACUGCCGGCGCCACUCGCUCUAUGUGGACUUCAGCGAUGUGGGCUGGAAUGACUGGAUUGUGGCCCCACCAGGCUACCAGGCCUUCUACUGCCAUGGGGACUGCCCCUUUCCACUGGCUGACCACCUCAACUCAACCAACCAUGCCAUUGUGCAGACCCUGGUCAAUUCUGUCAAUUCCAGUAUCCCCAAAGCCUGUUGUGUGCCCACUGAACUGAGUGCCAUCUCCAUGCUGUACCUGGAUGAGUAUGAUAAGGUGGUACUGAAAAAUUAUCAGGAGAUGGUAGUAGAGGGAUGUGGGUGCCGCUGAGAUCAGGCAGUCCUUGAGGAUAGACAGACAGAUAUACACACCACACACACACACACACACACACGUUCCCAUCCACUCACCCAUACACUACACAGACUGCUUCCUUAUAGCUGGACUUUUAUUUAAAAAAAAAAAAAAAAAAAAAGGAAAAAAUCCCUAAACAUUCACCUUGACCUUAUUUAUGACUUUACGUGCAAAUGUUUUGACCAUAUUGAUCAUAUAUUUUGACAAAAUAUAUUUAUAACUACGUAUUAAAAGAAAAAAAUAAAAUGAGUCAUUAUUUUAAAGGUAAA
This is a messenger RNA of Symphalangus syndactylus (siamang), 1743 nucleotides long. It is a transcript of the gene BMP4, whose product is annotated as bone morphogenetic protein 4. The record is from RefSeq and is a predicted model, not a curated record. Gene Ontology annotation, cellular component: extracellular region. NCBI's taxonomy places the organism in Eukaryota, Metazoa, Chordata, Mammalia, Primates, Hylobatidae. Gene Ontology annotation, molecular function: cytokine activity; growth factor activity.